Ostrea edulis (European flat oyster) is the source of this 2704-nucleotide messenger RNA. RefSeq lists its product as uncharacterized. The record is from RefSeq and is a predicted model, not a curated record. Lineage: Eukaryota; Metazoa; Mollusca; Bivalvia; Ostreida; Ostreidae. Bases 167 to 1285 code for a protein of 372 amino acids. The transcript has 5 exons.
GGGUUCGAUGUUGGAGGCGAAGAUAAGCGAUAAAUCUAGUUUGUUGCGGGAAAAUUGACGCUUUUACGGUUUUGAUCAUAACGAUAAUCAUACGAUGUACAGUGCUUAGCAUCUAGCAAUCUUGUGCAUUAUGACAGUAUAGAUCUAAGUAUUUACGAUUCUAAAGAUGGCAGGAAAAUCUGCUAGUUGCAGUUCUCGGAGUUCUGAUGAAUUGGAUUAUCAGCCUAGUAUUGUAAAAGAAUCAUCCCAAUCAUCGUCUUCUCUCUGUUCCACAGAAAAUGACGUCCCUUCCAGCACUGGUGACUGGACUCAAAGUUUAGUCUAUAGACUUGGACUACGUUAUGCACAUAAACUACCGUUUGAAAUGGUAACUGAGCACAUGUCAGAUCUAGCUCUCCUGUUUCCUAAAGAAGUUGAUGAACUUGAGGAGGCAGUGGCUGAACUUGGUUCCAAUCUUUCCUGUGUGGGAUAUUUUGAUUGUGAUAGUUUGUUCGAUAUUCGCGUGCACAAUCUCUCAUUGGACUCGGACGAAGACCCAAACACACUAAAGAUGAAAGUACCAUUCAAGGAAAUAGAUGUAUUGAAGUACCUGGCCUUUGCUAAAAAGUUCGGAUAUAGUUUGUGGUAUACCCUGAGGGAGAGGCAGCGAGGCAUUUCUGAGGCCAAAUAUCAAUGUUUAUUCGAACAAUUUCUUCAGAUGUUUGGAAUCCAAGUCAUGGCACAGCCUGAAUUGAACUCGGAAUCUGCAGAAAUAUUUGGAGAGAAGGUUUCAGCGCAGGCGGAUAUUCUGUGCUUAAGUCGAAGAGGAGGGGUCGUGAAUCAAAAAAAUUAUAUGGCGGUUUGUGAGGUUACAAAGGAAUGUUGUUCUGCAGACAUAGAUGUGGGACCAACAGCUCCUAAGUUAAGAAGGACAGACAACACCUCAGAAGAUCUCCCAGUCGCUAAGGAGAACACAAGUCUACCAGACGGACUACCAGCCCAACAUGUCGGACAACUCCUGACCUACUUACACAAUUCAAUUUGUAAAGAGGCGAUACUUGGGAUGACUGUGGAGAAAACCUUUGUGACAUUUUCAAGGUUAUUUGUGGCAGGAGAAACAAUGGACACAAUUAAAAGAUCACGUGGAUCCUUUAAAGUAAAGGAGGAAGAGAGACCCAUUCUGUACCACAGCAAACGUUACAAUUACCUGUUGGAAGAAGACAGAAAGGAAAUCGUUAAAGCAAUUCUGGCUCUGACAAUAUUGGAACAUCGAAUACCGUUGUUUACAAUGAUGAAAAAUAGCUGAUAAAAGAAUCAUAAUAUGAUGUUAAAAUUGUCAUGGGAAUCAGAAAUAUUUUGUUGUGAGUCAUGGAAAGGAACCUGUUUUACGUAGGAUUAUAAAGGAAAGUCCUUUGAAAAUCUUCUGAAGAGCAACAGUUGAACAUGGUGUGAAGUUCCUGUGUAAGAAUAAAUAUCUUUUUCUGUCUUCACCUUUCAUGUAAAAGGGUAUGCUCACUUUCCUACUGAUAUUUCAGUGUAACAGUCAUUAGUUUCCUAUCAUAUACAACAAUGACAUUGGUGACAUCGAUUUUGAAUAUUUUCUUGUAUCUUUUUUCCUCUGCACAAAGUACCGUUCAUAUUGUGUAUGUUACUGCUCAUGCUUUCUUCUCCAUACUAUCCAGUGCAUUAAGGGAAGGAUGAUGUAAUUAUAUCCCAUGCAAUGAAGUUGCAGAUGGUAUAAUGUUUUUGACCCGUUUGUCAGUUCGUCAGUCACUUUCUUGUCAGCGCAACUCCUUUGAGACCGCUCAACAGAAUUUCGUGAAACUUUGUAGUUGAUAAGGACACACCAUCUAGAUAUGCAUAUUUCCAGAAAAUUUUAAUUCAGUAAUUUUUCUGGCAGUUAUGCUCCUUUUGAGCUUAGAAUUUUGAGCUAGUCUGUCCUGUUCUUGUCAGCGCAACUCCUCUGAGGCCGCUUAAGAGAAUUUUGUGAAACUUUGUAGUUAAUACGGACGGACACUCUGUAGAAGUGGAUAUUCCCAGAAAAUUCUGAUUCAGUAAUUUUUCUGGGAGUUAUGCCCCUUUGGUAGUUAGAAUUUCGAGCCCAUCUGUCCAGUUCUUGCAGUAAUGCAUAGCAUUACCAUUCAUUAUGUGAGGGAUUGUCAAGCAAUGUAGGAUCAUGGGAUAUGUGAGCAUUCUUUCAUAUGGAGCACUUACAAUUUUGGGGGUGGGAGGGGGCAUUUGUUUGUUAAAGAAACAAAUUAUAUUUUUAUAGCUAUACAUACCCGAAUUGUGCCUGGUUGCUGUCUAUCACACUGUGAGGUGUAGGACCAUUACUCUUGGUCAGCUGAUGCAUCUUGGUGGGGAAGGUAUGUUGCUAACGAGGAAAGGAUCACUGUGACCUUAUUUUGGAAUUGUAAUUGGCAAUUUCACGGCUUGUGACAUCAAGCAUACAAACAUGCAUCUCGUAUGUGUAGUUGUAGAUGGGUGUAUCAUGUUGUUAGGCAGUGCGCCUGCUCUUGAUGUGUUAAUGACAUAAAUACAUGCAAAAUAGGACUCUUUACUGCUUCUGAUAAUACUUGACUUUGUUCAGGAGUCCACAUCACUAUCUUUUGCAGAUGUUAUUUAAGAAGCAGGAUUUGGUAUAUUUUUCAUGGUUUUAUUCGUACUGUUGUUUUGUUAUUUUAUUGUGUAAAUUAUUUUGUAGCUAAUAAAUAAUGUAACCAUA